This is a messenger RNA of Rhodofomes roseus, 561 nucleotides long. RefSeq lists its product as uncharacterized. Lineage: Eukaryota; Fungi; Basidiomycota; Agaricomycetes; Polyporales; Fomitopsidaceae. The record is from RefSeq and is a predicted model, not a curated record. The transcript has 2 exons. Bases 12 to 329 code for a protein of 105 amino acids.
CAAGAACCCUCAUGAACUUGGUUCGCACUUCCAGAUUCGUCUACAUUCGUCUUCUGUCUGGUAUAUCGCUAUCAAGCCUGGGCUUACUCGACUUGGAAAGGUCUCAAGCGCAAUUGAGGGUGGGUAGUGUGACUACAGGACUGCCGCGGCGUUCAAAACCAUUCAACGAUGUGACGUCGAUGUCACCUGGUCUAUCAACUUGCCGUGUGGACCGAAGUCCUAUGCCCUGUGUUUGCUCAAGCUCAUCACCCAGUACAAAUUUACGAAGCGGGCUUCACGGUUCAUACAAAUUGAAUGCCACGUUGCGUCCAAUAAGUAGGCCUCAAUAAGUACUGGCGGUUGAUUUUCAAUGACAAACUACCUUCCGUUUGAAUGCCGGACAUACUAUUCGUAUGUGGUCUUUGGCCGUCAUUCCACACGCCAUCUCGGUGUCUGGAGGCACUUAUGACAUACCGAUCGCCAUGUAGAUAGCAUUCACGUAUCGAUCGUCGUUCUCUCUCUCAAUAUAUACAGAUACAACCGCAGGCCAAUUCGGUCGGGACCGGCGGUUAUGAUAAUGUA